CAAAGGUGACUCGGGAUACGAGACGCGCAUAAAUCGACACAACAGACAUAGGACACGUUCGUUUUAGAAUUCUUGAAUCAUCCUGGGUGAAUGUCGGCUCGCGAAACUCUUCCAAAAUCAAUUAGUUUGCAAUUUAACGGAACCUUAAAAACACGCAAGUGCGCGGAGUGAGUGUGUGUGGUGGCUGCACAUACGAGAUUACAGAAGAUACGCAGUGCUAAGAAAUGGGAUACAGUGAGGCAGGAAGAGGAAAUCAUUAGAGAUAACCGAGUGACGGACAGGGAUAAUACGUAUCGGUCCUGUGGAAGGUGUCUGUGAAGAGGGAUCGUCAGAAAUUUUGCAAGGAAGGCGGUUGACGCGCGAUAGUAGGUCGAAUCGCUCGUUCGGCGGCGCUCGGCCGCGGUCGGGUGUGCUCGGCACGCUCGAAUUCGAAGUUCGUGUCGUGGCGGUCGCGCGCUCAGCGGUCGGUCGGUCAGUCAGUCAGUCGCACGCGGCACACGAAAGCCUCGAGAAGUCGAGGGAGGUUCGAGAACCACGCGUGAAAACAGAACGAACGAUACGUAAGGAACAACACUGGACAAGGUGAAGGCAAGGAACGAUUAGGUGACUCGACGUAAACAAGACAGGCCCAGAGGACGAUUAGAAACGGGAUCGUGCGUUGCGCGUUUCAUUCGCGCGAAGAUACUGGAGCCGCUUUAGCGAACGGGUCGAUCUCUCCUCUCCAAUUCGAGAGAUCGACUGACCACCCUUCGAGGCAGCUCGCGGAGGCAGUAACCCUUGACGGAGACGGAGUUGCAGCUGUCAAAAGUGAGAUACUACGGGAGAACACCGGCAAAGACGAGAUGGUGUACGGAGGAGGCUUCGAUAUGGUGGAAACGAUGCCACAGACGGUGCCAUCCGCAGCCGGCUACUCGCCGUCGUUCGAUUACAGCACAUUCCAGUUCGAUUUGUCCCUUCUUUCGGACGAUUAUGUUACCGCGAACGCUCAGAAUACCUUGAAACCGACGCAAAUCAAACAGGAAGCACAAUCGCCGCGUCCUAGCUCGCCGAUCACUUACUCGAGUCCACCUUACCCCGGUGCGGGCGGCGAAUUGCCACUUUCCCCUAAUUACUCGCACGAGGGCUCGCCAGGAUACCCAACGAGUCCUUACUACGUUCCCAGGAGUCCUCAGAGCGCCCAGUUUUAUCCAACCAGCCCCGAACCGUCCGCCAAGCAGCCAGUCAAGAGGGAGAAGAGUCUCGACCUACUCGCCAUCUUGCAGGAAUCAAGACUCCUGGCCGAGAGUCUGGGUUACCGUGAAGACUCGACCGACUGCACAGUACCGUGCACGCCACCCAGAACGGAAGAGGACAUCUACAACAGCCUUGACGCGGACUUCUUCGCGAAGAAAGAAGAUGCCGGAGUGCAGGGCCACCCGUUGUUGAAGGAAAUCCUGUUCAAGGAAGAGCCUCGGUCCAGUUGCAGCAGCAACAGCAGCAGCAGCAGUAGCAGCAGCAGCGUCAGCAGCAAUUCCUCCUCGUUGUCGUCGUCCUCGUCGACGACUUCCUCUUCUCCAGACCCCAUAGAGCUGGAGAACAGUUCGCCGCUGAAGAACUUGCUCUUCAAGGGCGCUCGAAAGGAUUUCGCGGACGUCGCGAGAACAAAUGUUCUGAAACUCGAGAGAAUACAGGACGAGGUCAGCAAUCCUCUGCAGAAGGAGGAGGAGCUCUUCAAGGACGGUCAGAAGAGCGAUCAUCAGUUGCUCAGGGAGGUUUUGAGGGACACGAGCUUUCAAAGGAAGUACAAUCUGAGACCCGUGGAUCUUGGUAGCGUUGGGACUGGGUUCGUGGAAGACAUGGAACCUGGCGAAUGCGUCGGAGACCUGACCAGAGAACAGAUCGAGCCUGUCCUGAGCCUGGCCAUUCAGCAGCUGCAGAAGGACUUUGAUAAUACCUGCGUGGCACUGGGCAUACAUCCAGAACCACGACGCUGGAGCGCAGCGGACGUAGCAGCCUGGAUACAAUGGGCCAGGAGGCAACUGCAGCUGCCCUCGGUGCCAUUGGAGAGCUUCAACGUCGACGGCGCAACGUUAACUUCCCUAACGGAGGAAGAGUUCUGUCAGAGAGCACCACAGUGCGGAAGCAUGCUGCACGCACAGCUGGAAAUUUGGAAGGCAGCGGUCGAGGAAUCCCCGAGGAAUACAUUGGCAGCUUCUUGGAGUCCUGCGGGUGUCGUACAAACCCCCAACAACAACAACAACAACAACACAACUGGAUCAGCUGCUAUUGCAAAUGCAGCUCCUGCCAGUGUGAAAGGUUCUCCCUGCAAUAUUGACUUCUCCGAUGACGAAGACGAGGACUGCGGUUCUUCGCAAACGGGCCCCGGCAGCGUCACAAACGGCACCGGCGGGAAGAUGCGAAACGGUGGCUCCCACAUCCACCUCUGGCAGUUCUUGAAGGAACUGCUGCAGAGCCCAGGCAUCCACGGGUCCUGCAUACGCUGGCUGGAUCGCGGCAAGGGCGUGUUCAAGAUCGAGGACUCGGUCCGCGUGGCCAGGCUCUGGGGCAAACGGAAAAAUCGCCCGGCCAUGAACUACGACAAGCUGAGCCGUAGCAUCAGGCAGUACUACAAGAAGGGGAUCAUGAAGAAGACGGAACGUAGCCAGAGGCUGGUCUAUCAGUUCUGCCAUCCUUACUGCCUCUAAACGGGUCCCGUUAAGCCUUCGCGCUCGACCAGAGGUGUUACCCCGGCGACCACUUUGAAAAUAUUAUACAUAUUUAUUGCCGACGCGCGUCUGGAGCGAAGCUGAGCUUCGAGGGACGAACAAUUUAUUCGAGUAUUUAUUAAAACGCAUAAUGGUCCCGGGGUAAUAUCGAGGCGUCGCUAUCUCGAUUUCUUUAAUAACGGACGACGAGUGUGUGUGUGUGUGUGUGUGUAUGUUGCUCCCCUCCUUUGCCCCUACCCUGAAUACCGAAUACCGGUGACAGGUCGUUCAGAAAUCCUGUCGAAAUAAUCUCGAGGUGCUCGAUGCUUUAUCGUGAAACGGACACGAGUGCAAAGGGUUAACACCUUUCCAUCGAUUCCGGGCUCAAGGUUGUCACCUGAUUACCUUGACGUCUGGGCUGUUCAUCGAAGGGAGUUGCGACGAAGGGCUUCCGACUCUUUCUGCGUGCAGAUCUUUUCUUUUUUUUUUUUUUUUUUUACUUGUCGCGUGUGUAGUUGUCCCGUGCACGAGUGUUUCGCGCGUGGAUGCGCGUGUGUGUCUUUGGUGUGCCUGAUUAAAGGAGAAUCAGUACGGAGGUCGAAGGUAAACCGAUCCACCGUGUCCGGCAUUAUCCUUCGGGGAUAACGCCGUGCCACGGCUGGGUACCAUUUAGUACGCCCGUUUUGGGCGAACCCCCAUUUUAUCCAGUGUCCCACCCGCCUUUAUUUCUGUCCCGAUUUGCUCUGUUGUAAUAUAAACAUCUUUCUGGUAAAAUUAAGUUGCUCCUUCGUAGGUGCGUCGAGACGACGGCCAGAUCGACUUCGACGCCUUUUGAUCGACACCGUGAGUACUCAACGUUGUUUACACUGCGAGGAAUCAUAAUUUUUAGAAGAAAAUUGGUGUUUAAGACGGAGUUUGCUAGUCCAGCGUGACCCACAGUCUUGUCCAUUAUAUUUACUCUGCUCUUCUUUAAAGUGUAGCUCCUCUACCCUCUGCUGCAUGAAUUUGUAUACUUAUGAAUAGAGUGUUUAUGUGUAAUUUAUAUUUUCAUAGAAACAGAAAACAGAAUGAAAACUUAAAUGGAAGUAUGUCUUAUCUUCUAAUAUGUAUAUUAUUAAUAUUUGUUUAUUUUUAUAUAUUUUGCGUUCCCAAGCUACUCGUGAAUUAAUUAAUAUUUCAUUUGAAUAGUAACUGAUUUUAUAUGUACAGCUACUAGAUGAACUCGUAUGAGAUCAUCAUGUGCAAAUUCUGUACAAUUUUCUGUUAUCUGUACAGGGAUUGUUUUUAUCCUGUUCUUAAUUGGAAACAUUAUUUAAUAGAGGAUUCUGAGUCUAACUCUCACCCAAUUUCCUUCUGCAAAGUGAGGUCUUCAAGCAGUACCCUUUAAAAGCUCAUACUUCUUUUAGCAAUGUAUUAUGUCAAGAUACUAGAUAACUCCAUGUGAGACCAUAAUAUACAAAUUCAGUUCAAUUUUCUGUUAUCUUCACAAAGAUUGUUUCUAUACAGUCCUUCAUUGGAUACAUGUAACAGAGGGUUCUGAGUGAUCUAUCGCUCUAAAAAAAACUAUUCCCCUAUUUAAAGUAGAAUGUAAUUAUUUUCCUCCUGCAAACUACAGUCUUUAUUAAACACCUUUCAAAAAUCAAAUCACAUUAGCAACAUGCUACAACGACAGUAAAAGCGCCCUGGCACCCCUGCAUCGGUCGACAAUUACCACCAUUGUACUAUACACACGUACUAAUACUAAUGUUAUACUAAUAUAAUCGUGUAGGUAAUGUAAUAUUUUAAUACUAACGGAGCUAGUACUGUUACUAUGUUGUUAUAAUAUUAGUAAUAUUACUAAAAGUGUGUGACUAACAGUAAUUUUAUCUUGAUGGCACACGAGUGUCGGCGCUAAAUCGGUAUUAUAUACCGUUGCGCUGACAUUAGUAUGUUAUUACCCGCACGUCGACCAGAUGCUGGUUGCGCCGGUGCAUCGGGCAAGUUCGAUCAAAAGGUUGACGGGGAUCGACACGCUCGAGAUCUCGUUCCGGGAGGUACGUCCCGCGAUUUAUCGAGCGACGGCCGUUCGAGAUCGUUGCUCGAGGACGGAUAAACAACGAGGAAAAUGAUGUGAAUGGAGAUUCGCUGGAGAAAAGGGAAGAAACUACUCUUUCCUCUCUGUUCUCACGAUUGCUUACCAGCGCCGGUCGCCAAAGCCUCGAGCUGCAUCCGAUCCACGGAUCCACGAUCGGUGGACGAUCCAGCGCGCGGAACUAUUCGCUGCUGCUUGGCCCGUCUCGCCAUUUUUCAAAGAGCACCCGACGGUUGCGAUGCCAUUUUGUUCGCGGCGGAGGGCGCAGCUGUUCCAGCCGAAUUGUGAUUUGUGAUAGUUUAACUAUUAGAGAUAUUUAAAAAAUAUUUUAAAAUUGUUGCAUUUAUUCGCGUGGAAGUAUACUAUUUUUCUAGAAAAUGAUGCUGAGAAAAUUGGGGUUUGCAUAUCGAAUGGUUCUUGGAGAGGUCGAAGAGACACUCUUGAUGAACGUGGUAAUGGGGAGAGUAAAGGUAUAUUUAAUCCCUUAACGUUUAGGCAUGAUUUUGAGUUUUUGUUAAUGGAAGGAAAUGUGGAAAGGUUUGUACCCGUUGUUUAGAAUAUUUAGGUGGUCUAUUUUACAUAGUUAAUGAUUAAAAUCAUGCUCUACGAUUCUUUACUUUUGAUGAAAAGGAAUAUUCGUGUAUCUCGGACAAAUAUAAUUGAAUUAGAACAUUCUAAUAUAUGAAUUUAAAUAAGAACAAAGCUAUGUAUUGACAAUGUGCAAUGAUAUUUAUCGAUUCGUUUAAAGCAUAAAUUGACUUUUAUCCUAUAUUUAGUAUCUAUAAAAAGUUAUAUAUUAUUUUGAAUGCUCUUUAUAAAGUUCUCUCGUAUACAUAAGUACCUCAUCGGCAUUAAAGACGCUUAGACAGAAAUUCAUUGCUUAUACGCGUGUUAUAUUUGUUAUUUGAAAAAAGAACUAUUCUAUUUUAAGAAGUGAUCAUAGUAUCCACGUACAGCAGAUCUGAUUAGAUUUAAAAUAGAAUCACUAGAGGUCGUUUCAAUCAUUUUAUUCCAACUUUCUACAGAAACCAUAUGUAAAAUUAAUCUACAAAAACAACGUGGUCUAAAAUAUAGAAUAGUAAAUGCAAUUUGAAAUAGUAGAGUUAUAAAAAUAAUCUAUUAUUAAACAAAAUACUUACUUAGUAAAGUAUAAAAAAUUAAUCGCCUAUUUAUAAUAUUACAUCAGAAUUUUUAUUAUUAAAACUAAAUAUCGAAAAAUUCUUACGAAUGAUUUAAAAUGGUGGUACUAAACGUAUUGACAGUCCAAAAUAAAAUUUCUAUAAUACGAGUCCACCUAAGCCCAUAGAUUAAACAAUGUUACGAGACACUUGCAUGAACGUUACAAAAUUUCAUCUAAUUUUCUAUUUACGAUGGUUGACUAAAUAAACGACGACAGUAAACGUAUUACGAUAGUCCAAAACAAAAUUACUAUAAUCCACCUAGGCGCCUAAGUUAAACGAUCUCGUGCUUGGGUGAAUGAUAUGCAAUAAAGAUCCAUCAUUUGAUAUGCAACUUUCCUUCGCGGUUGAGGAUAGACGACAAAAUUGAAAAGUGCCUUCCGAAGUGCCUUCACGAUACUAUAGUUCGUCGGAAAAAUCAUGGUCGAACCGACACGCGUCCUUUUGCGGCGCGCGGAGCGGAAAAUUUCGCUCGCUUGGCGUGAAACGAUCGACCGCACGAUCGAUUCGUCCUAGGACACGCGAUUAGAGGGCUCCUCCAGUCCCUGGAAGGACGAAGGGCGUGCACAGGGGUUUCUUUGAAAGUGCGCGAACGGCGAUCGUGGAUAGCUCGAGGCGCAGAACGUUUGCGCGACUGGUUCUGGUGAUUUUGGUCCCAUAUAUCUAUGAUAUAUUAACGUUGUAUGUUCCAUGAACGAUCUAGCGUGUAAGUUCACUUUAGCCACGUAAGAACACUCGGACGGCUCACGUGAGUCGUUCGUUAAGUUACUCGAAGAGAUUUCUCAUAUUUUUCUAUGUUUUUCUUUUCUUUCUUUCUUUUCUUCUCUGUUGUGUUUCUUUUUCCGCUAAUCGUCGACGAUUCAAUCGUUGGUUCACGUACUCGUAAGUAAGUAGCUCUUACGUACUAAACUAUAAACAUUUUCUACUAAGAUUUAUUUAAACUUUCUCCGAAUACUUUCAGAAUUCCACGACGUUCACUGCCCCUUACCCCCCCGUGCGUGUAUAAAUGUCUCUCCCUGAUUCUCGGUUCGAUUUUGAUUCGAGCGUCGAACGAUCCCUCGUAUCGGGCGUUGAAGUCUCCAAGAAGGUAUUGCGCUCUAAACGGUCAUUAUCGAGGUGGUCUUUGCAAACUAAUAACGGAGGAACUAUUGGACGCUAAGUAUCGCGUUUUUGCACACGUGUUUACUGGUGUUUCGAGUAACUUUACACAAAUUUUCAAACGAUUAUUUAUAAUAUUCCGCGAGCUAGAGACCUCGCAGAUGUUUAAACGAGCUGUCCAUAAUUAUCUUUGAUUGAUUCGAAUUUUGUGUAGAAUUUAUAUCAUUGAUUAGCACACAAUAAUGGAAAUGAAUUUUAUUAUUGUAUUGAUAAAAGUAGAAUUUAAAUAUAAAUUGAAGAAUUUGGUGUAAUUAACUUGAAUUGCACGUAUUUCAAUUUCACAUGUUUCUCUAUCGUGCGAACUAAGAUUAACUAUAUACAUUGAAAACAACUAUUGUUAUUGCAUAAUAGAUAUUUAAAUUCCUUUGGUAACAGUCUUGGUAACAUAUCUUUGAUAAUUUUGUUGAAAGUCUACGUCUCUACAUUAUAAACGCCAUCGACUUAUUUUUUAUUUACGAAUCCUUCGAUAUAAUAAUGCUCAACUAUAAAAUAAACAGUCAUUGAUACUUGAAAUGAUUUAUAAAACUACUCGACGUAUGCACGAAAACGUAUAAAAAGUAUGAAGCUCAUAGGUUUGAUACUUUUUAUUUAAUUAAUUCGAAAAGGAAGCCAAAAUUAUCGUCCUCUAAAUUAAGAGUCCAAACAUUUUUCUCUACGUCCAUCGACUCAAUAAUGUUUAACUCGAAAAUAAACAAUCAUUAGUACCCGAAACAAUUUAUGCAAAUACUCGAAGCAUCCAUAAAUACGUAUAAAAUAAUUGGAAUCUAUCGGUCUCGUUCAUUUCAUUUAAUUAAUUCGCAAAGAAAGUUCGAAUAUACAUCCCCCUAGUUCAAACUACCACCAUAACACGUUCGCGACUUUCCUUCGAUGCUCGAGGCGAAACGGAGCCAAGGGGCUCGUGUGCGUUGCUGGAAUUUAUGUUUAUUUAAUGCGAUUUUAUUAUGUUUAUUUAAGAACUCACCCCCCUCACCCCCCCACCGGUGAACUUGUUACAAAGUUUUACUAACAUUGCGGAUGUUCGCUCACUGAUAUCGGUUGUACAUACUCUCGACGUAAUCAUUUUAUACGCUCGUUUUUAUUUAUUUAAUUGAGUUCGUUUCUCGUAAUCGUAUUAAUAUAUUAUUACGUAUUAUCGUUAAAAAGCUCUGCUGCGUAGGCGAGACGUCGAGGUCGUCGUGGGUCUGGUUUCAAUUUCACGUUCGGUCUGUCCAGUGGAACAUGUAAAUUAGAUCGUAGGGCAUAUCAACAAAGGCAAAGAAAAUUUAUUAUGUAUUGGAAUCGCAGUGACCAAACCGCAGAGAUGGGCAGAAUUUUGUUUAUUAAUAAACUAAUAGAAACUCUAUCCAACAGGAGCAAUAAUAAUAUUAAGUAGAAGAGAGUAAUUAUAAAUAAAUAGAAAUAAGUAAGAAAACGAAAAUCAGGAUAAAAUAUUUUUCUUGUGUAUUUCUAGAAAUGUUCUUUAAAAGUAUUUGAUAAAAAAUUCAAAUAAUUGUUGUAGCUCUUUCAUAAAAAGAUAUCUACCCUCUAAUUUAUCUAUGUUUACUCAAUAUUCAUUCAGUCUGAACCACAAUUCGAUCAUACAAUUCAGAUUGUAGUUUGUCUUAAUCUUGCAUGAAGAUUCUUAUCCUUUAUUCGUUAUUCGAAAUUUGAUAUUUUUGUGAGAAUUUUGCCCAUUUCUGACAAACCGUAACCGACGGACGAUCCUCUUGUCGUCCCGAGAGUGUGCAAUCGCUGCCAAAUAACGAGGAAACGUCGAGGCGUUUAUUUUUUUAUCUCGAGCUGUUGUAAAAAUUCUAAAAGUAGGUCGUUAAGCCAAAGAAGAUGGCGGCGAGCUCGACAAUUUUCUCGAAACCAGCCUCGAGAGAGAUAUAUUUGUCGUUUCUAAUUGCGCGUGGCAAUCGGAAGCGAACGCAAGGCUUGUCGAAGAUUAGAGCAAUACAAUGAGAGCUACGAUAAAAAAAAAACAUCGUUGGAGUACGAAGUGAAACCUUUCUAAACUGAACAAUGAUAAAAUGUAUGUGAAAAAUUAAGAAAGUAGGUAUUACUUUCUUAAUUUGUGAUUUAUCAAGGUGCAAUAAUUGGUUCCUGAUGGUGCAUCACUCGUUUUAAUAAUGAACCAUCGGCGAUCCCUAUAUUUUUGAAAUUAAAAAUGUAUAUGUUUUUCUAGCUUUCUUCGAUGCUUUUGUAACAUAUAUUUACAUUGAAUAAAAGUUGAUAAGCAACAAAAGACCAUCGCUCUUUGGAUCACUCGAACUGCGUUCGAAGGGAUCUUUAUUUACCCGCAGAUUCAAAAAUUUAUUACUAUACUGUUACGACUGUGACUCUUUAUUCUAUUGCUCGAUUUUCAUUUUUUUAUCCAGAGACUCUUUGAAAAUUUAAUUAGACUUAUAUAUACAAGGUGCGGAUAAGAUGAUAGUGGAAGUGGGUGGAGGGUACAUCUAAAUAUAAAUUGAAAAUAUAGGAUAAAAUUGUUCGACGUUAACUUUCAUUUUUGAAAAAAUCUAUUUUGGAAACUCGUUUAUAUCGAGUACAAUUGAAUAGAAUUUGGCUAAUUAUUCAAUUAUAAACUUUGAAGUCGUUUCUAAAUGAAGCUUCGCAAAAAUUAAAAUUCAACAUGAAACUACGCAAUAAAAGGAAAGAAACUUCAAAAAAAUUAAUAUUCAACAUCAAACUACUCGAUAAAAGGAAAGAAUCUUCUCAAUAAUUAAUUAUCAAAAUGAACCUGUACAAUAAAGGAAACGAAGCAUCAAAAUAAUUAUUUAUGAAUGUGAAGCUACGCAACAAAAGAAACGUAGCUUUACAAUAAUUAAUAUUCAACAUAAAACUGCGCAACAAAAUGAAUCUUCAUAGAAUUCAUAUUCAACAUGAAACUGCACAACAAAACAAAUGCAGCUUCAUAAUAUUCGUAUUCAGCAUGAAGCUGUACAACAAAACAAAUGCAGCUUCAUAAUUUUCCUAUUUAGCAUGAAGCUGCAUACCAAAACAAAUGAAGAUUCAUAAAAUUCAUAUUCUACAGGAAGUUGGACAACAAAACAAAUGAAGCUUCAGAAAAAUUCAUAUUCAACAUGAAGCUGCACAACAAAAACAGAUCAAGUUCCAUAAAAUGAAUAUUCAACUUGAUGGCGCACAACAAAACCAACAUAUCUCUAUAAAAUAAAUAUUCAACGCAAAGGAAGGCAAAAAAAGGCCCGUCUCUUUCGACAAGCCUUGCAAAAAUUGAAAUAUAAAUGCACGCAAAUAUUCGGAACGUGUUUACCCAUUCGAUUUCGACGAUAUAUAAUGUCGCGCUUAAGUCUGGCACGCAAUAAUCGUAAACUCCCGAAGGAAACGGAUUAUUAAGUCCGCGUGGAAACGAAAUCGAAUCGUUCUCCUUGCUGGCGGUUAAGCUACGGUUAAUAAUCGCCGUAAAGUACGUGUUAUUAGAAGCUUAAGGUGACGAUACGCAUCGCCAUUGACUUUCUUAUCGGCGCUGCUUCGAAAUACCUGU
Hylaeus volcanicus is the source of this 10578-nucleotide messenger RNA. It is a transcript of the gene Ets98B, whose product is annotated as DNA-binding protein D-ETS-4. The transcript has 6 exons. Gene Ontology annotation, biological process: regulation of transcription by RNA polymerase II; cell differentiation. The record is from RefSeq and is a predicted model, not a curated record. Lineage: Eukaryota; Metazoa; Arthropoda; Insecta; Hymenoptera; Colletidae. The coding region runs from base 843 to 2684 and encodes 613 amino acids. Gene Ontology annotation, cellular component: nucleus. Gene Ontology annotation, molecular function: sequence-specific DNA binding; DNA-binding transcription factor activity, RNA polymerase II-specific.